Molecule: messenger RNA, 1017 nt
Organism: Saccharomyces mikatae IFO 1815
Lineage: Eukaryota; Fungi; Ascomycota; Saccharomycetes; Saccharomycetales; Saccharomycetaceae
Gene: NNR2
Product: NADHX dehydratase
Exons: 1
Coding region: 1-1017 (338 amino acids)
Biological process (GO): metabolite repair
Molecular function (GO): ATP-dependent NAD(P)H-hydrate dehydratase activity
Source: RefSeq, a predicted model, not a curated record
AUGUUGGCAGAACUAUCUCAUAGAGAACUGAUAAAAUUGGCGCAGAAAAGAUGCAUACCACCUUUAUUACCAAAGUUUCAUAAGGGACAAUCCGGCGGGAGAGUAUGUAUAAUUGGAGGAUGCGAAGAUUAUACAGGAGCACCAUAUUUCAGCGCCAAUGCCACGGCUCUGAUGGGAUGUGAUUUGACACACGUCAUCUGCGAAUACAAUGCUGGUACAGUCAUUAAGUCAUACACUCCAAACCUAAUGGUCCAUCCGUAUCUUCGUAUGAGCAGCACCAAAUUUGAUAUUGAUAUGGACGAACAAACAAAGAAAAUCAAUUCUUUAUUGGACAGGAUCCACGUUGUGGUAAUUGGACCUGGUUUGGGUCGAGACCCCCUAAUGUUGAAAUCCAUCAAAGAGAUCAUCAGGUACAUACUUGAAAAACAUGAAGGCAAGAUUCCAUUAGUCAUUGAUGCCGAUGGAUUGUAUUUGGUGAGCUUAGACAGUGAGGUUAAACAGAUGCUGAGAAGCUACCCUAAAGGUAGAGUCAUCCUAACACCCAAUGUGGUAGAAUUCAAAAGAUUGAGUGAUGCUAUAGGCAAGAAGGGUGACUCGCACGCCGAGAUGGGUAGCUUGAUCGCUCAGGACUUGAAUUGUAUUGUGGUCGAAAAGGGGCAGUCAGACAGGAUCUUCUCUCCUUGCGGUGAAGAAGACAUGUUGACCAAUACCGAAGAAGGUAGCAACAAGAGAGUGGGAGGUCAAGGUGACACCUUAACAGGAGCCAUAUCAUGCAUGCUCGCAUUCAGUCGUGCAAUGUACGAUUUUAAAAUUUGCGAGCAGGAAGAUACAGGGGAUUCUGCUACUGAUAAAACUUUAAGAAACUGGAUAGAUUACGCUAUGUUAAGUUGUUAUGCGGGUUGCACAAUCACACGUGAAUGUUCCCGUCUUGGGUUCAAGGCUAAGGGACGUGCAAUGCAGACUACAGACCUAAAUGACCGUGUCGGCGAGGUGUUCGCCAAGCUAUUCGGCCGGUGA